Messenger RNA from Dentiscutata heterogama, 555 nucleotides. The record is from the annotation of a GenBank genome assembly. NCBI's taxonomy places the organism in Eukaryota, Fungi, Glomeromycota, Glomeromycetes, Diversisporales, Gigasporaceae.
AUGACAGAAUCAUCACCUUCCCACGAUGCUCGUAUUCUUACCAAACGACAAAGAGCUAAGUUAGAUGACAAUUAUGAUUCAGACUUGCUUCAACUUCCAAUGGAACCAAUGAAAAAAAAACAAUUAACUGAGGAGGAAAUGCUUUUAAAAAAGUCAGAAAUUGCGCGAAGAAGAAAGCACCAAAGUAUCCAACGUGCUGAACAAGAUAAGAUGGACACAAUUAAUCGCCUUUUAAAAAAACAAGCGUCUAAAAAACGAUCAAAGGAUCAGGACGAAACUGACAGUAUUAACAAAGAUGAUAAUGGUACAAAUCCACAAACACCAGUUGCAUUUCAUUAUGUUACCAACAAAGAUGGUUGUACAUUAUCAAUUCCACAUGAUGUUGAGAUGCCAAUUCAAUUUUCAAAAGGACCAAAUUAUCCACCGCCUAUCCCUUUAUGUUCAGUAUCUGGUUGUACGCUUCCUAAGAAAUACCGUUGUGUAAAUACGCUCAAGUAUGCGUGUUCUAUGGAGCAUCUUAAAAAAGUAGAUACACUUGUCACACAAAAGUUUUGA